Messenger RNA from Salvia miltiorrhiza (redroot sage), 1646 nucleotides. Its product is annotated as aluminum-activated malate transporter 2-like. Gene Ontology annotation, cellular component: plant-type vacuole membrane. NCBI's taxonomy places the organism in Eukaryota, Viridiplantae, Streptophyta, Magnoliopsida, Lamiales, Lamiaceae. Gene Ontology annotation, biological process: malate transport. The record is from RefSeq and is a predicted model, not a curated record. The coding region runs from base 99 to 1406 and encodes 435 amino acids. The transcript has 6 exons.
AAACGUAUGCAUACCUCUUCUUAUAUAAGUGCUUUAUGCUCCAACUUGUCAUUCAUGCAAAGAGCACUGCUAGUGCUAGGCUUGAAUCUUGAUAGCUUAUGAUAAUGGAGGUUGAGAGAGUAGGGGUUGUGGAGAGUGGGUGGGUGUGGUUGAGAGCCAUCCCAGUGAAUGCAGGUGCAGCAAUGGUGGGAUUUGCUGAGCAAGCUAGAAAGAUUGCUGCAGAUGAUCCCAGGAAGCUCAUCCACUCAUUCAAAGUUGGGCUUGCCCUAACCUUGGUCUCCUUGUUCUACUACUUCCAGCCUCUCUACACCAGCUUCGGCGUCUCCGCAAUGUGGGCCGUCAUGACCGUCGUCGUCGUCUUCGAGUUCUCCGUUGGCGCGACACUUGGGAAAGGGGUGAAUCGAGGGCUGGCGACGCUGGCGGCCGGAGCCCUAGGCCUUGGAGCUCAUCACUUGGCUACUGUCACGGGGAAAACGUGCGAGCCUAUUUUGAUUGGAUUAUUUGUCUUCCUACAAGCUGUGGCAGCCACAUUCAUACGAUUCUUUCCUAGAGUGAAGGCUAGAUAUGAUUAUGGGGUGCUGAUAUUCAUCUUGACAUUCUGCCUUGUCUCCAUAUCCGGUUUGAGGAGUGAUGAAAUUGUUGGUUUUGCACAAAAGAGAUUCUCCACCAUAGUCAUCGGAGCAGCCGCUUGUGUCGUCGUAUCCAUCUUCGUCUACCCCGUUUGGGCCGGUCAAGAUCUCCACAACCUCGUUGCUAAAAACAUCGAUAAACUUGGGACUUUCUUACAAGCUUUUGGCGACGAGUGUUUCACAAGGCCUGAGGCGCCGGAGACUCUAGUUGGGUUGCAUGCUAUUCUUGAUUCAAAAUCCAGCUUAGAAACAUUGGCGAAUUUUGCGAGAUGGGAACCUGGGCAUGGGGCGUUCAUGUACCGGCAUCCAUGGAAGCAGUAUUUGAAGAUCGCAAGCUUAACGAGGCAGUGUGCCUAUCGCGUCGAACCCCUCAACGCCUACCUUAAUUCUCAAACUCAAGCACCUCAAGAUAUUCAAGAAAUAAUCUCAAGAAUGAGCUCAGAAUCUGGGAAAGCACUGAAGGAGCUUGCAUGGACGGUGGAGACGAUGACGAGGCCCGAUUCCCAUGAAUCCAACCUCAGAAUCGCGUCCAAGAAUCUGCAUUCCUUGAUCAAAUCCGAUUUCUGGGAAGACCAGAAGGAUAUCUCUGUCGUCAUACCAGUUGCUGCAGUCGCGUCUCUGCUCAACGACAUCGUUUCUUGCGUCGAAGCCAUCGCAGCCGCCAUCGAUGAGCUCAGUUCGCUCGCAAAUUUCAAGCAACCAGACAAGCCGCCGCCUUUGGUCAGCGUCGUAGUCGACGAUGGCCUUAAACAAGAAUCUAUGUCAUCAUCAUCCUGAUUGAUUUUAUUUGGGGGAUAAGGUUUUUCUAUUUUUGGUGGGAAAAUUUUUGGCCAUUUUUUGUUUUGUUUUUAGCGUUGAAUUCAUUCAAUGAAAAUUGUAGGAUUUCGGGUGAUGCUAAUUAGGUCAAAUGCGUGAAACAAGAUAUUUCCAUAAAUGUUGGAAUAUUGGAGUGUUGGUUCGUUACCAUUUUGUUGGUCGAGAUUAAUUUCUACAAAGUUGGAGUAUUUGAUUUUAAGA